AUGGCCAGGCCAGACGAUUUGCAAACCGCCUCAGACGUCCCAAAUGCUCAACGACUUCAGAACUUGUUGCACUUCAAAAGUGCCAAACCUCAAACCACCUCCCUGACGUUCCAACAGCUUUUGCAAAUUUUCGUAGUUGAAGACUCAAACUGGUCACAGAAACAGAGAAAGAACCAAGAUCAAGCAGACGAUGGGAACCACCAUAACAAGAAGUCGGUGUUGGCAAAAGUAAAAGAUAAGGCCAGAAAGUUGAAGUGUUCUUUGAGCGGGAAGAAGCAUCAUGACGAAAAUGAGUCACGAGGUCCUUCCACCACUCCUCCAUCGAGUGUUGGUCGAGAAGAAGAAGCCAAGUACCGGAGUGCACCAAUGAACGGACCCAAGCUUGCACCCGAUACCCACAAACAGGCAUCAAGAGAUCAUCAUCGAGAAGCUCCCGUAACAAGAAUCCAGAAUCAUUACACAACAAGCAAUGCUCGGGAACCAUGCGCUCCGAUCCAACAGGUGUCUAGGGUCCAAUCGGAUCAGGCGCUUGAGAAAAGCGAAGACGAGCGUGCGAACUCUAGUAGCACCAACGCCAUAACGAAGGCACAAUCCAAUAAUCAACCACCACCAGAUACAUCCGUUGUUGCUAGCGAAACCGAUGCCAAUAAUCAAGUACCAACCACAGCGCAUGUUUCCAAAGUACAUGAUUUGCCAGAAAGCGGUUCAAAAUUCUCGGGCCUCAAAGUUUCGACUUCAAAGAGUGUUGCGAGCAAAGCUGACGAAAGUGUCAAAGAGGGGGAGGACAUGAAGGACGAAUCACAUACAUGGGAUAAAGGGUUCUCGAUGAAAGAAUAUUUGAUGCACAAGUUUGAGCCCGGAGGAGAUGAGCGUGAGCUUUCGCAAGUAAUUACACAGACGAUAAGCCCUAGGCGAGAUAAGGUGAGAGAGGUCAUGAGCUCGUCUCUGAAAAAUGACGAGCCUUCUGAGUCAACAAGUAAACUGUCGAACUCUGAGGCAAAUUCAUCAAUAGUUGCUAACGAUACAAACUCGGACUUGAAGUCGAAACCAGCUUCUGAGAACUUAAACACCAAGACGGGGUCGAAAAAUGUUUCUUUUAGUCCGAGGCAUAGUUUAGGGAUGUCAAAUGCCUCUUCGAAUCUAAACCAAACGUUUAAGUCGACCAUUGCUUCCUAUCAAAACCAGAACUUAGGAUCGAGUCCGAACGAUAACACGAGUUUAAACUCCUUGGCUACCUCAUCCAGUCAAAACGCCAACAAAGGGUUGAACCAAACUUCGACCUGUGUUCACUCCCCUACCAAAACAAGCUCGUCGCCUUUGGGUCAUGGCUCCAGUGCUAACGGGACUCGGGCUCCUGCCCAGACGAACUCUGAUGCAACCCAGGUUCAUAGCCAUACUGACACUAAAGCAAAACAGGUUCCUAUAUCUAGUCCCAACCAGACUCAGGUUCCUAAGCAUUCUGAAACCAACACAAUUCGGGUUCCUAUCUCUGUGGCUAACCAGACUUGAGUUCCAGCUUUCAGCUACAGUAAUGAAGGUAUUAUCUGCCUGUUUCAUAAGCUGCAUAUCGCCGUACUGCACAACCCAACAAUCAUGAUGAAUGCUGAGCAUUCGGUUGUAUUUUAGAGUUCAUAUUAUUU
Cynara cardunculus var. scolymus (artichoke) is the source of this 1640-nucleotide messenger RNA. RefSeq names its product lisH domain-containing protein C1711.05-like. The record is from RefSeq and is a predicted model, not a curated record. Bases 1 to 1509 code for a protein of 502 amino acids. The transcript has 3 exons. Gene Ontology annotation, biological process: response to abscisic acid. NCBI's taxonomy places the organism in Eukaryota, Viridiplantae, Streptophyta, Magnoliopsida, Asterales, Asteraceae.